Zalophus californianus (California sea lion) is the source of this 330-nucleotide messenger RNA. RefSeq names its product small cysteine and glycine repeat-containing protein 1-like. The coding region runs from base 1 to 330 and encodes 109 amino acids. The transcript has a single exon. Lineage: Eukaryota; Metazoa; Chordata; Mammalia; Carnivora; Otariidae. The record is from RefSeq and is a predicted model, not a curated record.
AUGGGCUGCUGUGGCUGCGGCGGCGGCUGCGGCGGUGGCGGCUGCGGCGGUUGCGGCGGCUGCGGCGGUGGCUGCGGCGGCGGCUGCGGCGGCGGCUGCACCACCUGCAGGUGCUACCGGGUGGGCUGUUGCUCGGCCUGCUGCCCCUGCUGCUGCGGCUGCUGUGGGGGCUGCUGCAGUACCCCCGUGGUCUGCUGCUGCCGCCGCUCCUGUCGCUCCUGUGGCUCGUGUGGCUGCGGCUCGUGUGGCUGCGGCGGUGGGAAGGGCUGUUGCCAGCAGAAGUGCUGUUGCCAGCAGAAGAGCUGUUGCAAGAAGCAGUGCUGCUACUAG